CUGUCUGACUUCCCUGCUGAAAGUUAGUUACAGUCGUCACGGCAGCGCCCGUUCGCUUUCCCUCAGUUUUCUACUUCUUUUCUGUUCGACAUGUCAACUCCAGCUGCAGAAGGCUCCGGACCUUCCGGCAUGGCGGGGAAUAAUCGCCGGCUACAGCAGACGCAGGCCCAGGUGGACGAGGUGGUGGACAUCAUGCGAGUCAAUGUUGACAAGGUCCUGGAAAGGGACCAAAAGCUGUCAGAGCUGGAUGACAGAGCCGAUGCACUGCAAGCUGGAGCCUCCCAGUUUGAGACCAGUGCUGCCAAAUUGAAGAGGAAGUACUGGUGGAAAAACUGUAAGAUGUGGGCCAUUUUGAUAGCAGUAGUUUUGAUUAUAAUCAUCAUCAUCAUCAUUUGGAGUGUGUCAUAAAGAUCAUCACAGGAAUGAACUUUGGUGGCAGAUGAUGAAGAGGGGACGGAGGAACUGACUUCCAGCACUAAAUUGUUCUAACCUGCUGAGUUCCAGAGUGUUUUUGUAAGAUAUACCGAGCACGUUUGUUUUUAUUUUGAUUUUAGUGGUUAUUAUUUCAAUGUUACCAGCCUGUAAAAAGCAAGUGUGUGUAACAUUUUUCCUGCACAUCCGGCAUGCCAACAAGGGCCAUACAUUUACACUUUCACCAUUUUGCUUUAAAGAAUGAACAUUCUCAAGUGUAUUCUUGAGGUGUUUGUCAAGGUCUGCAGUGUUUCUUUUAUGACUGAAAAAGAGGGGGGAAAAAAACCAUCCCUACACACUCUUCAGUCCCUUCUACGUGUUGAACAGAAAUCUGCAAAAAAAAAAAGCCAUACCUAAGAUCCUUUUGAGAACUCUAAAGUGUCAAGAUAAAACAUAUCACAACUACAGAAGACUGAUGUGAAACUGAAAUCAGGGAGUAAAGUCAGAAGUUUCUGGUGUUUUAUAUUGGAUGUUCUGUGACAAACACCUUCAGGGUCCAUUCAAACUUGCAUAAAUGUAAAUUUUGAAUUUUUUGCCAAAUGGUGGCCUUACAGAUAUCUGGAACUUUGUCUGUUGAUACUUAUUUGAAGAGUGCCAAACUUACUUGUCUUUACUGAAUUUUUUUGCUGCGAUUUUAGUCCUCCUUAGAAUGCUUGUAUAUUAAGAUCAAGUGCCAUUAGUAAACUUUGCCUUAACUGUUGAUAUGAUUGCUUAAUUAUUCCUUAAUAAAAUGAAAUUCACAAUU
Molecule: messenger RNA, 1216 nt
Organism: Scleropages formosus (Asian bonytongue)
Lineage: Eukaryota; Metazoa; Chordata; Actinopteri; Osteoglossiformes; Osteoglossidae
Gene: vamp3
Product: vesicle-associated membrane protein 3 (cellubrevin)
Exons: 5
Coding region: 91-408 (105 amino acids)
Biological process (GO): vesicle-mediated transport
Cellular component (GO): membrane
Source: RefSeq, a predicted model, not a curated record